Messenger RNA from Panonychus citri (citrus red mite), 870 nucleotides. RefSeq lists its product as uncharacterized. The record is from RefSeq and is a predicted model, not a curated record. NCBI's taxonomy places the organism in Eukaryota, Metazoa, Arthropoda, Arachnida, Trombidiformes, Tetranychidae. The transcript has 2 exons. Bases 28 to 783 code for a protein of 251 amino acids.
GAUAAAUAAUUUAGCGAUUAUUAUAAUAUGUCUAAGAAAAUUUCGUUCUCAAAUGAACCUCGAAUUUGGUUCUAUGUAAAUGAAAAUUUGGUCUCUUCGAAAUCGUCACAGGAAAUUAGUGAAAUUUUCUUACUGAAUAAUAACUUUUACUGUGAUUCGAAAGGUUCAAAAGUUAAACUUUUAUCUCGUGAAUGUUUAUCGUUAGACGGACAUGAGAGAAUUGGAUUCCAAGUGACCCCAACUAUUCGUGGACAAAUGGACAAAGAUCAUUUUCGAAAUCAUUGUGUCAGUUUAUUCCUCACUCCUGGUUUACCAAUUUUCGAUAAUCUUAAAAUCGAUUAUUGUCCCAAUUGUUACUCCAUGAAACCCGAGCACAAUUAUCGAUUGUGCAACAAAAUCGCUUGUCUCAAGUGCGGUGAAAAAGGCUGUCCGGGCGAUUGCUGUUCGAAGGCAGCUCAUCAGAAUUGUAAAAAGUGCCUAUUCUGUGGUUGUAAAGGUCAUUCGACAUUCGAUAUGAAGUGUAUCUUAUUUAGAACGGCGAUUUUACAUUCGAUUGAUUCUUCCAACUUUAAGUAUGAUAAAUUAUUUCUCCAUGUCGAUCAUUUACCCAUUGAUCAACGAAAUGUCGAAAAUAAAUUAUAUCGAAAUGAAUGGUUCAAUUCUACUUCCAAUGGCUACUCAAUUGGUCGAAUUGUGAUCGAUGUUGGUCAACUUCGUAAAAGUGUAUUCAAUUAUUUUCAAUCUGUUAAUGAAAUCAAUCAAUUGUCCAGAAAUUCAUCUUGACCAACAAUCAAUUAAUUAUCUCAACUCUAUUUUCUUGUAAUAUCGUUAUACUUUUCGUAGAACAAACAAAAAUUUCUGUAAAAUAAA